AUGUCCAAGGAUCUCCACCCAACCACGGACCCCACAACAAUGGGGGUGGGACGCUCCAUUGCUGUGCUGACGUCAGGAGGAGACGCCCAAGGUAUGAACGCUGCUGUGAGAGCCACAGUCAGAGUCGGUCUCUACACUGGAGCCAAAGUCUACUUUGUCCAUGAGGGCUACCAGGGUCUGGUGGACGGAGGAGACAACAUUCGCCCGGCUACAUGGGAGAGUGUGUCCAUGAUGCUGCAGCUGGGAGGUACUGUCAUUGGCAGCGCUCGCUGCAAGGACUUCCGCACCAGAGAGGGUCGUCUGAAGGCAGCAUGUAACCUAGUGAAGCUGGGCAUCACCAACCUGUGUGUGAUCGGAGGAGACGGCAGUCUGACAGGAGCCAACCAGUUCAGGACUGACUGGAGUGCACUGCUGCGUGACCUCAUCCAAGCUGGUAAGAUCACAGAAGCAGAAGCCAAGAAAUCUUCCCACCUGAACAUCGUGGGCAUGGUGGGCUCCAUUGACAACGACUUCUGUGGCACCGACAUGACCAUUGGCACUGACUCCGCCCUGCACCGCAUCAUUGAGGUGGUGGAUGCCAUCACCACAACUGCACAGAGCCACCAGAGGACGUUUAUCCUGGAGGUGAUGGGCAGACACUGUGGGUACCUGGCCCUGGUGACAGCUCUUGCCUGCGGUGCAGAUUGGGUGUUCAUUCCAGAGAUGCCACCAGAUGAUGACUGGGAGAACCACCUGUGCAGGAGGCUGACAGAUCAAAGAGCCCGAGGAUGUCGUCUGAAUGUGAUCAUUGUGGCUGAGGGUGCGAUGUCCAGAGAUGGCAAACCAAUUACAUCUGACCAGAUCAAGAAGCUGGUGACUGACAGGCUCGGCUUUGAUACUCGCACCACUAUCCUCGGACACGUACAGAGAGGAGGAACACCGUCCGCCUUCGACAGAAUCUUGGGCAGCAGGAUGGGUGUGGAGGCAGUGAUGGCGCUGCUGGAGGCCACUCCAGAUACUCCUGCCUGUGUGGUCAGCUUGUCUGGGAACCAGGCAGUCAGACUGCCGCUCAUGGAGUGUGUGCAAGUGACCAAAGAUGUGACUGCCGCCAUGGCCGAGGGCAGAUUUGAUGAGGCCAUCAAGCUCAGGGGAAAGAGUUUUGAGAACAACUGGAACACAUACAAGCUGCUGGCUCACAUCAACCCCCCAGACACUAAGAGCAACAUCAAUGUGGCCAUCAUGAACAUUGGAGCUCCCUGCGCUGGUAUGAACGCUGCCGUCCGUGCUGCAGUCAGGAUGGGCAUCAUCCAGGGUCACUCCAUGUUGGCUGUCCAUGACGGCUUUGACGGUCUGGCUCAUGGACAGGUUGAGCCUAUCACCUGGACCUCAGUGUCUGGCUGGACUGGAAAAGGAGGCUCAAUGCUGGGCACUAAGAGAACUCUUCCAGGUAAAUUGUUGGAGGAAAUCAGCCAGAAUAUUGCCAAAUUCAACAUCCACGCUUUGGUGAUCAUCGGUGGAUUUGAGGCCUUUGUGGGAGGUCUGGAGCUGGUUCAGGCCAGAGAGAAAUAUGAGGAGAUGUGCAUUCCCAUGGUGGUUAUCCCCGCCACUGUCUCCAACAACGUCCCCGGCUCUGACUUCAGCAUCGGUGCUGACACCGCCCUCAACACCAUCACCGCUACCUGUGACAGAAUCAAGCAGUCUGCGGCAGGGACCAAACGCCGUGUGUUCAUCGUUGAGACUAUGGGAGGAUACUGCGGCUACUUGGCCACCAUGGCUGGUCUGGCUGCUGGAGCUGAUGCCGCCUACAUUUAUGAGGAAAAAUUUGCCAUUAAAGACCUGCAGGUGAACGUAAGUCAUCUCGUGGAGAAGAUGAAGACAACAGUGAAGAGAGGUUUGAUUCUCAGGAAUGAGAACUCUAAUGCCAACUACACCACUGACUUCAUCUUCAACCUGUACUCAGAGGAAGGCAAAGGAGUCUUCGACUGCCGUAAGAACGUCCUCGGACACAUGCAGCAGGGUGGCACUCCAACACCCUUCGACAGAAACUUCGGCACAAAGAUGGGUGCAAAGACUGUUCUGUGGCUGACUGAGAAACUCAAGGAGUGUUAUAGGCAUGGUCGUAUCUUCGCCAACACACCGGACUCUGCCUGUGUGCUGGGCAUGAGGAAGAGGGCGCUCACCUUCCAACCACUUGCUGACUUGAAAGGAGACACAGAUUUUGAGCACCGCAUCCCUAAGACACAGUGGUGGCUGAAGAUCAGGCCCAUCAUGAAGAUCCUGGCCAAGUACGACAUCGAACUAGACACAUCUGAACAUGCCGACAUGGAGCAUGUGAUCAAGAAGAGGAGUCCUAUCGUGAAAUAGGCUUAGUCUGCUCCCAAGAACAGAGCGAGGCAAUUUUUCUGUUCCAUUACAUGAAGUAUUUCUCUUAUCCCAUUAGUUGUCCACACACCUUGGUAAAAGAGCUGCAGUCUUAUCCUUUCUAGUCACUGAAGUCCAGGUAAUCUCAAUCUGCAGCGAUGCUCUGUAGCUCUCUCAGCUUCUAAAACCUUCAGUGAAUUGGUUUUGAAAAAAGAUACUAGAUAUCAUGAAACAAAUUAAAGAUAUAUUUACAAAAAUGUAAUUGUUUGUCCUUUAUGUGAAAUAGAGCAGAAUGUGAACUGUCCUGAGAAAAGGACAAUUCACAUAAAAAAGUAUUAAUUUGCAACAGUAUCCUUGUAUAUGUACAGUAAAAUGCUUCUAGACUACUCAGAAGUAAAGGUUGCUGCAGUUUUUAUGACAAAGAUGAGUGGGAGAAACAGCAACUGCAAAAGUAAACAUUCAGGAAAUACUGAUACAUCAAUCCAUCGUGUUGCAUCCACGUACUACUGUUUAUUGAGUCAGCUGCAGUUGUGGACAGGUAAAGAUGGAUGGUGCCUGGAAAAUUGCCCGAAAAUUGCACAGUAAAUUUGAAAUGACCGACUUCCUGUUGGAUUUAAA
Epinephelus lanceolatus (giant grouper) is the source of this 2958-nucleotide messenger RNA. It is a transcript of the gene pfkma, whose product is annotated as phosphofructokinase, muscle a. NCBI's taxonomy places the organism in Eukaryota, Metazoa, Chordata, Actinopteri, Perciformes, Serranidae. The record is from RefSeq and is a predicted model, not a curated record. Gene Ontology annotation, cellular component: 6-phosphofructokinase complex; cytoplasm; membrane. Gene Ontology annotation, molecular function: monosaccharide binding; identical protein binding; ATP binding. Gene Ontology annotation, biological process: fructose 1,6-bisphosphate metabolic process; fructose 6-phosphate metabolic process; canonical glycolysis.